Molecule: messenger RNA, 2920 nt
Organism: Pleuronectes platessa (European plaice)
Lineage: Eukaryota; Metazoa; Chordata; Actinopteri; Pleuronectiformes; Pleuronectidae
Gene: rbms3
Product: RNA binding motif, single stranded interacting protein
Exons: 14
Coding region: 1287-2537 (416 amino acids)
Cellular component (GO): ribonucleoprotein complex; nucleus; cytosol
Molecular function (GO): mRNA 3'-UTR binding; poly(U) RNA binding; poly(A) binding
Source: RefSeq, a predicted model, not a curated record
GCUCUGCUCGCCGCCUCGGACGAGCCCCCUCUACCACCCUGUCAGUGUUGGAGGAGGAGAGAGAGAGAGAGAGAAAGAGAGAGAGAAAGAGAGGGAGGGAGGCUGAGAGUGAUAGAGAAAGCACACGCACGAGAGCGAGCAAGAGAGAGAGAGAGAGAGAGCAACUGUGUGACAGAGGGAAAGAGAAUGAGGCAAGCUGCUUAGAGGAGUGAGAGAGCCAAGGAAGAAAUAAGGAACACAUUUUACAAGAGCAGGAAGAGGGAGGAUCGCAGACGAGGGACUCCUUCUCCACUGGACACCUGGGACACUGUCACUGUGGCUUUUUUUUCUCACUCGUCUUCUAACUGGAACCCAGUGGAUUGACUAACCGACCCGGUGGAUUUCUUUUGAAUACACGCGUCUGCCACAUCCUUCACAAACCAGGAUCGUUCCUCUGUGCGCUCUGUCCUCUUGGCUGUAGCUCGACCGACCACAUCUCUCCCACAGACUGAGAUUUGCUUCCCGUGCCGGGUUCUUAUUCUCUCGUGUUGCGAGUGCGUCUGUCGGCACCCGGUGCUGAGGAUAUCUCUCCUCUCUGUCAAACAGGACAGCACGCAGCCACUGCCGGAUUAGACUACAGAGGAGAGAGAGAGAGCAGAGCGAGAGAGAGGGAGAGUGUGUGUAUGCAAGAGAGGGAAAGAGAGAGAGAGGGGCAGUGAGAGCGAGUCAGAUUCACAGUGUGGUUCAGAGAGAGGCAGAUUAAAGCCCAGGCAACAACAAAAAAAAAAGACUGGAGUGAAGCAGCUUAAAUAGAGAAGUGAACCUAUACGUCCUCUUCCCGUUUUCCUUGCCAUCCCUCUCCUCCUCCUCCUCUCCUCCUCCUCUUCCUCUCCCAUUCUCCAACAUUUUACAGGACUGCCAGAGCUACUGCCACCUGCUACCGCUUCUCUUUCCUCCUCUUCCUCCACCUCACCCUUGCACCUCGUUUGCACUCCGACACACCGGCCGCUCACAGAGACUUGUGGGAAUAUUUCAAUUGAUCCAGCAGCGAGAGACUCAGCGAGCACCCGCCCCGGCGCCCAGGCUUUUCCGGACCGAUCACCAGGACCUUCGCCACGCUGCUGUCCCCGGCUCCCCACGCAGACUCUGCCUUCUCCCUGGAGGACCGGCUAGCGACCCAGUGGUGCGGACAGCGAAGACAGGAACCGCUCAGCCUCCUCCGCUGCCUCCAUCCCAUUUGCUCGCAGUUUGGCAGCCCCCAACCCGGUGUCACCAUUCCCUGCCUCUGUGCUAAGGAUUCCAGCUACAUGGGCAAGCGAUUGGAGCAGCAGCCAAUGUACCCUCAGUACACCUACUACUACCCCCACUAUCUCCAGACCAAGCAGCCCUAUGCUCCACCCCCUCAUCCGAUGGCUCCUCCCAGCCCCAGCACCAACAGCUGCAGCCACGGAGGGGCGGAGCAGCUGAGCAAGACCAACCUUUAUAUCCGAGGCCUGCCACCCGGGACCACCGACCAGGACCUCAUCAAACUCUGCCAACCGUACGGAAAAAUAGUGUCAACCAAGGCCAUUCUGGAUAAGAACACCAACCAGUGCAAAGGAUAUGGCUUUGUGGAUUUUGACAGCCCAGCUGCGGCACAGAAGGCCGUGUCGUCUCUCAAAGCCACCGGGGUGCAGGCCCAAAUGGCCAAGCAACAGGAGCAGGACCCCACCAACCUGUACAUCUCCAACCUGCCGGUCUCCAUGGACGAGCAGGAGCUGGAGAACAUGCUGAAGCCCCUGGGCCACGUCAUCUCCACGAGGAUACUGAGGGACGCCAACGGGGUCAGCAGAGGAGUGGGCUUUGCCAGGAUGGAGUCCACAGAGAAGUGUGAAGUAGUGAUCCAGCAUUUCAAUGGAAAAUACCUGAAAACCCCGCCAGGCAUCCCAGCUCCCAUAGAGCCGUUGCUGUGCAAAUUUGCAGACGGAGGGCAGAAGAAACGGCAGAGCCAGAGCAAGUACCCUCAGAACGGGAGGCCGUGGCACAGGGAUGGCGAGACUGGCAUGGCGUUAACAUAUGAUCCCACCGCGAUGCAGAACGGGUUCUACUCCUCGCCUUACAGCAUCGCCACCAACCGCAUGAUCGCACAGACCUCCAUCACGCCCUUCAUCGCUGCUUCCCCCGUUUCCACAUAUCAGGUCCAUAAUACGUCAUGGAUGCCUCAUCAACAAUAUGUUAUGCAACCUACAGGUGCAGUGAUCACGCCAGGCAUGGACCACACUAUGUCCAUGCAGCCUGCCAGCAUGAUGGGUCCUCUCGCCCAGCAGAUGAACCAUAUGUCCCUGGGCACAACAGGAAGUUACAUGACUGCUGCAGCCGCCGCGGCGCCUAUGCAAGGGACCUACAUUCCCCAGUACACUCCUGUGCCUCCAACAGCCGUCCCUGUCGAAGGAGUGGUGACGGACAACUCCCCCCAGUCUGUGGCUCCCUCAUCACAGGAGGUGGUAGGCCAGCAGCAACAGAUGCAGGUGGACAGUGGUGCCGACCAUGUUCCUGCUUACUCAUACCAGUCCAAAUAGCAACGGCCUGAGCGAAUGUUCCUGUGACAGCGUUGCCUUGAGACAGAAGGUGGCUGCACUGUGAAUGUGAGGAGAAAAAAGAGAAUAGAAAGAGAUUGCUUCCAGAUUGCCCAGGCACCAAAAAAGAGACAAUUUUUUCAUUUCCUACCUGGCCUACGAGAAAAAAAAAAAAAGAAUGAAAGAAAGAAAAAACACACAAACGAGAGGAAGGAGGCGAAGAGCUGAGCGAGGGGAUGGAGGAAAAAAAAAUUGCGGGGCACAGUGCAAAGAAGUGAAAUUGUUUAGUCUGGGAUUCUGCCUGAGGGGCUGGGCUGAAGCUCCAAAAGUUUCUCAAAGAAAAUUCUCUACUACCAAUAAAAAAACAAAAAGAACAAAAAAAAAAA